Messenger RNA from Colletotrichum orchidophilum, 1515 nucleotides. RefSeq names its product aldehyde dehydrogenase. NCBI's taxonomy places the organism in Eukaryota, Fungi, Ascomycota, Sordariomycetes, Glomerellales, Glomerellaceae. Gene Ontology annotation, molecular function: aldehyde dehydrogenase (NAD+) activity. The transcript has 5 exons. The record is from RefSeq and is a predicted model, not a curated record. Bases 1 to 1515 code for a protein of 504 amino acids.
AUGGUUUCACUCGGAUCAUCGUUGAAAGUGGCUGCGAACGGGAUCAAGUCAGAUUUCCCGUGGAACAAGGCCAACCUCCCCAAACAGCUGUACAUCAAUAACCAGUAUGUCGACUCCAAAAAUAGCAAGAAGUUGGAGCUCUUCAAUCCGAAAGACGGAUCUCCGGUGGCCGACGACAUCCCGCUCGGCGGACAAGAGGAUGUUGAUGCCGCCGUGGCAGCAGCAGAAGCUGCCUUUCCAAAGUGGAAAAGAACACUCCCAACCGAGAGACGAGAUAUGCUGAACAAGCUUGCCGACUUAGUCGACCAGCACGAGCAGACUUUGGCGGACCUGAACCGGGUCACUCUCGGGGCCCCCUGGGGAACUUUCGGGAGCUUCGAGAUGAAGUUGGCGAGCGAGAGUUUCAGGUACUUUGCAGGCUGGACUGACAAAUUCCCCGGCGAAACCUAUCCUCAGGAAGAUGGCUUCUUGAAAAUUGUUCGCAACGAGCCACUUGGAGUUUGCUGUGGAAUAAUUCCGUGGAAUGCUCCUAUUGGGAGUAUUGGCAUGAAGGCUGGCCCGGCGCUCGCCAUGGGUAAUUGCUUCAUUCUGAAGCCCUCGGAGAAGACUCCGCUCUCAGCCCUCGCCUUCGGUACCCUCAUCGAACAGGCCGGGUUCCCUCCUGGCGUGUUCCAGAUCGUCUCAGGAGACGGAAGCACAGGUGCUCUCUUGGCUAGCCACAUGAAGGUCCGCAAGGUCAGUUUCACAGGCUCGACAAACACUGGCCGCAAGAUCCAGGAGAUGGCCGCGAAGAGCAACAUGAAGCGGGUGACGCUGGAGCUCGGCGGAAAGUCACCCGCAGUUGUGUUCAAGGACUGCAACCUCGAGAACGCAAUCACCUGGUGCGCGAAUGCCAUCACGGCAAAUACUGGCCAGGUAUGCUUCGCUGCCAGCAGGGUGUAUGUCGAGGCCCCCAUCUACGAUGAGUUUCUGGCUGGUUAUAAGAAAGCCAUGGAGGAAAAGCUCAAGGAAGUCGGUGAUCCGGACGCUGAGGGAACUACAAUCGGCCCAUUGGUUGAUAAAGCCCAGUUCGAGAGGGUCCGAGGCUUCAUAGAGCGUGGUCAGCAAGGUCAAGGAACACUGUUGGUUGGUGGAGGCCGAAUUGGUGAUAAGGGCUACUAUGUUGAGCCUACCGUUUUCGAAGGCGUGGCACAAGACGCUGAGAUUUCUCGGCAAGAGAUCUUCGGGCCGGUGUCAGUGAUCAACAAAUUUGAGUCCGAGGAGGAGAUCAUUGAGAAGGCCAACGACACCAGCUUCGGACUCAUGGCUGGCAUCUUCAGUCAAGACAUCAAUCGUUGCUUGAGAGUUGCCUCGGAGAUCGACAGCGGCAUGGUAGGAAUCAACUGCAUCAGUCUGAUGUUCAUGGCGGCGCCGUUUGGUGGCACUAAAGAGAGUGGUCAGGGCCGGGAGGGCGCGAUUAACGCGCUUAGAACUUUCACGGAGCCGAAGACUGUCAUGGUGAACCUGACGUACUGA